AUGGCUUCAAAGAACAUGACAACAAUCAUGGCUCUCUACCUUACCUUCAACCUCGUUUUCUUGGGAUUUAUCACAGCCCAAACUCCGCCUCCUCCCGCAAACCAACCUCAGUGUCCUGUUGACUUGGUCGAUCUCAAGGUUUGCCUCAACGUAUUUACCAAUAUCGUCAACCCACAAGAUCCGGCUAAUAUCCUCAACCCACAAGAUAAGGCUCAAUGUUGCACUCUCUUAACUAAGCUUGGUGGUCCUAUUGCGGCUUUAUGUUCCUGCGAACUCGCUAGAACCAGAGUUCCCGGCGUAGCAAAUGCAAGCAUCACCACUGCGCAAGCCUUUCAGUUCCUCAAGGUCUGCCCAGGUGUGACGGCACCACCCAAUUUCAGAUGCAACUAA
Eruca vesicaria subsp. sativa (arugula) is the source of this 390-nucleotide messenger RNA. NCBI's taxonomy places the organism in Eukaryota, Viridiplantae, Streptophyta, Magnoliopsida, Brassicales, Brassicaceae. The record is from the annotation of a GenBank genome assembly.